AUGACAGCCAAUAUGAACACCAUUCUCAUCCUAGGUGCCACAUCCGGCCUAGGCGAAGCCUUCGCCCGUUACUUCCACUCCAAGGGCAAAAAGGUCAUCGCCUCUGGUCGUCGCCUCAACCGUCUCGAAGCCCUCAAAUCCGAACUCGCCGGUCUAGAAACUGUGCAAUUCGACAUCUCGGACAUCCCAUCCAUCGAAGGGAACCUUACGAACAUCUUUACCGCCUACCCAGACAUUGACAGCAUCUUCGUCAUUGCUGGGAAGCAAGAGAUUGGACAGUUCACCGAUCCAUAG
Molecule: messenger RNA, 294 nt
Organism: Cadophora gregata
Lineage: Eukaryota; Fungi; Ascomycota; Leotiomycetes; Helotiales; Ploettnerulaceae
Exons: 1
Coding region: 1-294 (97 amino acids)
Cellular component (GO): membrane
Source: RefSeq, a predicted model, not a curated record